This is a messenger RNA of Adineta ricciae, 748 nucleotides long. NCBI's taxonomy places the organism in Eukaryota, Metazoa, Rotifera, Eurotatoria, Adinetida, Adinetidae. The record is from the annotation of a GenBank genome assembly.
AUGGCUAGCAAUCAAUAUCGGCUCGUUUGGGAAGAUCAAUUCUCAGAUGAUGAUCCUGUCGAUCGGAAUAGAUGGGAUUUUGACAUCGGCACUGGAGAUAACGGCUGGGGUAAUCAAGAAGCACAAUGCUACACCGAUCGAACUGACAACGCCCGAUGUGAAAAUCAACGAUUGAUCAUCGAAGCACACCGUGAAGAUUAUCAAGGCCAACGAUUCACAUCAGCUCGACUGAAAUCGAAAAUGUCCUGGACUUAUGGUCGACUUCAAGUAAAAGCAAAACUGCCAUCAGGUAGAGGUCUCUGGCCAGCGAUAUGGAUGCUACCUCGAACAAAAAUCUAUGGCAACGCAUAUUGGCCCGAUAAUGGAGAAAUCGAUGUAAUGGAACAGGUCGGCUACGAUCCAAAUAAGAUUGUGUCGAGUGUACAUACAGCGAAAUAUAAUCAUAUGAAAAAUACACAACCCACCCAUGGUGUAGAUGUGCCGGAUGCUUGCUCAAACUUCAAAAUUUAUACUUUGGAUUGGACUUCUGACCAACUUGAAAUGUUUGUUGGUGAUGACAAUCAGCCAUUUGAACAGCGAAUUCUUGUAUGGGAUAAAGGUAAUCAAGGUUGGGAAAGAUGGCCUUUUGACAACGACUUUUUCAUUAUUCUCAAUAUCGCCAUUGGUGGUACAUGGUAAAAGUCCUUUCUUCGUCUUUUAUGAUAUGUUGAGUGUACCUGUUACAUAGGGGAGGACAACAUGGAAUUGA